Molecule: messenger RNA, 1618 nt
Organism: Nicotiana attenuata
Lineage: Eukaryota; Viridiplantae; Streptophyta; Magnoliopsida; Solanales; Solanaceae
Product: F-box/kelch-repeat protein SKIP11-like
Exons: 2
Coding region: 1-1440 (479 amino acids)
Cellular component (GO): nucleus
Molecular function (GO): protein binding
Source: RefSeq, a predicted model, not a curated record
AUGUUAGGCGUGUGCCGUGUUGGAAGACGUUUAACCUUUGUGUUGAUUGCCAGUGGAGAAAAAAAUAAUUCACCAGAUACGAAAAAGGUUGUCUUUUUCAGUGCAUUGCAAUCAACUUCUUCCUUCAUUUUAUCAAAUCCUCUUGGUUUUAAUCCGUACGACAUGUUAGAAGAUCAGUCUUGUUUGGUUUCAAAGGAUUGUCAGAGAGAAAGUAACUUGGUGGCUUGCAUGAAUGGCAAAGAGCCAUUGGUAAAUUAUCAGGAGCGUGAACUUGUGAAAUGCAAGUUGCCAAAUAAGUCUGACGCUUUCAACAAAGUGGAAGUUGCUCUAUCUUUGGGAAACUCUUCAGCAUCCCCGAACGAGCAAGCUGGCAAUAAACGUCAUGCUGUUGAUAAUUCUGAUUCGAGCUCUCUUAUUCAUGCCAUUGGCCGUGACAAUUCCAUCAGUUGUCUCAUUCAUUGCUCUCGGUCGGAUUAUGGUGCCAUAGCAUCUCUGAAUCGUAGCUUUCGCUCAUUGAUUAGGAGCGGAGAACUUUACAAAUUGCGGCGGGAAAAUGGUAUGGUUGAGCAUUGGGUUUAUUUCUCCUGCCAACCGGUUGAAUGGGAAGCCUUUGAUCCUAGUCGCGGCCGUUGGAUGCAUCUGCCAACUAUGACUCCUGAUGAGUGUUUCGUGUUGGCUGACAAGGAGUCAUUGGCGGUUGGCACAGAGCUGCUUGUGUUUGGAAAGGAGAUCUUUUCGCAUGUCAUUUAUCGUUACAGUUUAUUGACGAACACGUGGUCAUCUGGGAUGCGGAUGAAUGUACCAAGAUGUUUGUUUGGUUCUGCCAGCAUUGGGGAGAUUGGCAUUCUAGCUGGUGGCUGUGACUCACAAGGCAAUAUACUUAGCUCAGUUGAACUUUACAAUUCGGAGACAGGAACGUGGAAGACUUUACCGAGCAUGAACAAGCCACGUAAGAUGUGUUCAGGGGUAUUCAUGGAUGGGAAAUUUUAUGUGAUAGGAGGAAUUGGAGGAGAAGAAUCGAAGCGGUUGACUUGUGGGGAGGAGUAUGAUCUUCAAAAAGGAACGUGGCGUGAAAUCCCAAACAUGUCUCCCGUGCAUGCUAACGCUGCUACAUCUGAUGCACCUCCUUUGGUGGCAGUUGUAGACAAUGAGCUGUAUGCGGCUGAUUAUGCUGAGAUGGAGGUGAGGAAGUAUGACAAGCAAAAUAAAGCGUGGGUUACCAUAGGACGGCUGCCUGAAAGAGCAGCUUCCAUGUAUGGUUGGGGUUUGGCUUUUCGGGCAUGUGGUAACACGCUAAUUGUAAUUGGUGGACCCAAGGGAGGUGCAGAAUAUAUCGAAGUGAAUUCAUGGGUUCCAAGUGAAGGGCCGAUACAAUGGGACUUGCUUGGCCGAAAGCGAUAUGGUAGCUUUGUGUAUAACUGUGCUGUCAUGGGGUGCUGAUCAUAUAAUCCCGGUCUUUUGUCCUUGAUGAUGUUAUCUUGAUCCAUCUUUCUUUCUGUUUUAAAUUCAUGUUUGUUAUUUGCUAGCAAUCUUUAUCGUUGUAUUGCAAUAUGCAUUUAAGGGAAAAAAUAGGAUGAUGAAAUUCCAUAAUUUCAUCUUCUUUUUUUCCUCCUUUAUA